Falco peregrinus (peregrine falcon) is the source of this 642-nucleotide messenger RNA. RefSeq names its product DBF4-type zinc finger-containing protein 2 homolog. The record is from RefSeq and is a predicted model, not a curated record. Bases 1 to 642 code for a protein of 213 amino acids. NCBI's taxonomy places the organism in Eukaryota, Metazoa, Chordata, Aves, Falconiformes, Falconidae. The transcript has a single exon.
AUGCACUACCAUAAAGGCAACAGCUAUCAGGAUUUGUGCUACGACAGCUCGGUCUGUGGCGAGAAGGGCUGGACAUGGCACGGUUCCACAGGGUGCUGCCACGAAAGUCCCGUGGGCACCACAGAUGUGCCCCCAUGCCAUGACCCCGGCAGCCUCAGCCGCGACAUUGAGGGGUCCUGCCAGAGCCAACCGCAAGGCUGCCAGCCCAUGGAGCCAUGCCCACCCCAGAGCUGCUGCCCACCACAGCAAAGCUGUAAUUUCGGGAAGCCCCGGCGGCGGGUGGAGGUGAGCCACGUGCAGCCCGUCUGCCCCCCACCCAUGAAAAUCCAUCGCCGGCCGCUGCAGCAGUACCGCCCACCCCUGCACUGCGAGGAGCCGGAGUGCUGCAGCAAGCCCCGGCGGCGAGUGGAGCAGUGCCCCGUGGAGGAUGCUUGUCCCCCCGUGAUAGUGCAUCCCCGGCCGCUGCAGCAUCGCUGUCCCUGCAUCCAGCACUGCCGUCCGCCCAUCCAGCACUGCCACCCACCCAUCCAGCACUGCUGCCCGCCCAUCCAGCACUGCCGCCCAGCCGCCGUGCCCCUGCAUCCCAGCCAGCACCAGCAAAAACAGGUUCCUCUCUUGCCACCCUGUCUGCAGAAGAAAUGA